Molecule: messenger RNA, 1969 nt
Organism: Beta vulgaris subsp. vulgaris (sugar beet)
Lineage: Eukaryota; Viridiplantae; Streptophyta; Magnoliopsida; Caryophyllales; Amaranthaceae
Product: isocitrate dehydrogenase [NAD] regulatory subunit 1, mitochondrial
Exons: 4
Coding region: 446-1549 (367 amino acids)
Biological process (GO): isocitrate metabolic process; tricarboxylic acid cycle
Cellular component (GO): mitochondrion
Molecular function (GO): isocitrate dehydrogenase (NAD+) activity
Source: RefSeq, a predicted model, not a curated record
UGGUUAGGGGGAGGGGGAGGAUAGAAAAAAACAUUUUGGUUUUAAAAUUUUGUUUUACCUAUUUUACAAAUUACAAGUUACAUUGACUUACUAUAAAAAUUUUGAUAAAACAUUUAUUAUAUUACAUAAUAAUUAAAAGUUUGUAAUAUUAGUGCUUCUAGUUAUUUUUUUUUUUUUCAAAAAAGCUACAACUACAAAUCUACAAUACUUUCCAUGAAUCGGGUUGGGCUUGAUAAUCCCACUCAAGUCUGAACAAUAAACUAUUGAUGAACCUCUUUUCUUGACCCCCUCCUCAAGGCUCAAGGGCGUCAAGUUGUUAGUAUAAAAUUACAUUCUCUCUCCUCUCUUUCCCCUCUCUCACGUUCUCCAUCCCCUCCAAUUCUCAUUCUCAUUCUCACCCUUUCUUUCUCCUCCAUUACUAAACACAAAAUUCUGGAUCAAAAAAAUGGCUCGAAAUCAAUCCCUCCAAAUCCUAAAACAACUAACAUCACCCGCCCUACGAUGUUGCACCACUCGAUCGGUAACCUACAUGCCUCGUCCAGGCGACGGUGAUACACGCACGGUGACGCUUAUCCCAGGUGACGGGAUCGGACCUUUGGUAACAGGCGCAGUAGAACAAGUAAUGGAAACCAUGCAUGCUCCUAUUGUUUUUGAGAAAUACGAGGUUCAUGGUAACAUGAAGAAGAUUCCAGAAGGUGUUGUUGAAUCUAUUAAAAAAAAUAAGGUUUGCAUCAAAGGUGGGUUGAUGACACCUGUCGGUGGUGGGGUCAGUUCUUUGAAUGUUCAUCUGAGAAAAGAGCUUGAUCUUUUCGCUUCUCUUGUUCAUUGUUUUAAUGUUAAGGGACUUCCUACACGUCAUAGAAAUGUUGAUAUUGUUGUCAUUAGGGAGAAUACUGAAGGAGAGUAUGCUGGCUUGGAGCAUGAGGUUGUUCCUGGUGUUGUUGAAAGUCUUAAGGUGAUAACAAAGUUCUGCUCUGAACGUAUUGCACAAUAUGCAUUUGAAUAUGCUUACUUGAACAACAGAAAGAAAGUGACUGCUGUUCAUAAGGCCAACAUCAUGAAACUUGCAGAUGGGCUUUUCUUAGAAUCUUGCCGGGAGAUUGCAGCACAGUAUCCUACCAUCGAGUAUAAUGAGAUAAUUGUGGACAACUGCUGCAUGCAGCUCGUGUCAAAGCCUGAGCAAUUUGAUGUGAUGGUUACACCUAAUCUAUAUGGAAAUCUUGUGUCUAACGUUGCUGCUGGUAUUGCUGGAGGAACUGGGGUCAUGCCAGGAGGUAACGUUGGUCCCGAUCAUGCUGUAUUCGAGCAAGGUGCUUCAGCAGGAAAUGUAGGAAAGUCAGAACUGGUAGAGGAUAAGAAAGCAAAUCCUGUGGCUUUGCUUCUGUCUUCAGCUAUGAUGUUGAGGCAUCUCCAGUUCCCUUCAUUUGCUGAUCGGUUAGAGACCGCAGUGCAACGUGUUAUCGAAGACGGCCAGUACCGGACUAAGGAUCUUGGUGGUAAUAGUACUACUCAAGAAGUUGUUGAUGCUGUUUUAGCCAAUCUUGGUUGAUAAUUUUCCUACAUUUCCUUACCACAUUGCACAUUAUUUUGAUUGUCUUCUUGCAACAUAGAAUAACUUAAUUCUUUGGGGGGUGAUAAUUCUUUCCUUGGUAGAUUUUUCCCUUUUUUCUCAACUUUUUGAACAUGGGAAAUUCUUUCAUUGAUCAACUACUGAAGUUUUGUGUUCUCUUAGGUUUGAGGAUUUUUGUACCAGUUUUGUUUUUGUUAUGAGAUACUCAAAUUACUUCAUUAAUAAAUAUAAAGAAUGUUCAGAGGUUAAUUUUUUAAAGAGAAAUACCCAAAAUCAAAAGGGUAUCAUUGUACUUUCUUAAAGAACAUGACAUGUAGACUACAAUUUUGGUGUAGACAUCGAAUAAUCAUCCAAUAUUUCCUCCAUCGGGCUUAUGAUGAGCUUAUCUUUAAAUAAUAA